Paracoccidioides brasiliensis Pb18 is the source of this 438-nucleotide messenger RNA. RefSeq lists its product as uncharacterized. The transcript is spliced from 2 exons. Gene Ontology annotation, biological process: proteasome-mediated ubiquitin-dependent protein catabolic process; protein polyubiquitination. The coding region runs from base 1 to 438 and encodes 145 amino acids. Gene Ontology annotation, cellular component: nucleus. The record is from RefSeq and is a predicted model, not a curated record. Gene Ontology annotation, molecular function: ubiquitin conjugating enzyme activity.
AUGCAAUCCUCCCUGCCCCCCGGAAUCUCCAUCGUCAAGGCAGAAAACCUCGAGGAAUGGCAAAUGGACAUUCGUGUCCUGGACGAAUCAAACCCGCUCUACCUCAAUGAAACCUACCGUCUCAAAUUUACCUUCAGCAAGAGCUACCCCAUCGAAGCCCCAGAAGUCCAAUUCAUCUCCCUCACCUCCCCGCCCUCCCAAACCCCCCGCCCCAUCCCCAUCCACCCGCACAUCUACAGCAACGGCAUCAUCUGCCUCGACCUGUUGGGCACGGCCUGGUCGCCCGUGCAGACCGUCGAGAGCGUCUGCAUGAGCAUCCAGAGCAUGUUGGCCGGCAAUACGAAGAAUGAGAGACCCCCUGGCGAUGCGGAGUUCGUGGCGAUGAAUAGGCAGCGGCCGAGGGAUAUUCGGUUUUUCUAUGAUGAUUCGACGGUAUAA